Messenger RNA from Epinephelus moara (kelp grouper), 830 nucleotides. RefSeq names its product calmodulin-like 4b (gene calml4b). Gene Ontology annotation, cellular component: myosin II complex. Gene Ontology annotation, molecular function: calcium ion binding. The coding region runs from base 78 to 539 and encodes 153 amino acids. The transcript has 5 exons. Lineage: Eukaryota; Metazoa; Chordata; Actinopteri; Perciformes; Serranidae. The record is from RefSeq and is a predicted model, not a curated record.
GAUCAGUUUCCUGAGCUGAGUAACAGUCGGCAGAGUUCAGACAGGCUCACACACACUCUCUCACACACACAGCCACAAUGGCGAAGUUCCUGACCCAGGAUCAGAUUAACGAGUUUAAGGAGUGUUUCUCUCUGUAUGACCGCCAGCGAAAGGGGAAGAUUGAAGCCCGGGAGCUGAUCACAGUGAUGCGAUGUCUCGGGUCAAACCCCACUCCCUCCGAAGUCCAACGACACCUGAUGAGCCACACCAUAGAUUGGGGCGGAGAGCUGGAUUUCUCCAUCUUCCUGAGCAUCAUGCACCGGCAGCUCCAGCAGGAGGCGCCCGAGGAGGAGAUCCUGGAGGCCAUGAGGAUGGCUGACAAGGAGCAGAAAGGCUUCAUCCUCGCCUCUGAGCUGAGAGCCAAACUCACCGGGCUGGGAGAGAAGCUGACUGAUCAAGAGGUGGACGAGCUGCUGAAGGAGGCAGGAGUUGGACCUGAUGGACGGGUCCACUGUGAGCAGUUUGCCAAAGCGGUGUCUCGCUCCUGUGCAAAGCGCUGACGUCACAAACAUCAUCAUCACUGAGCUGCUACUCAACACUUUAGAUUUUAUGACAUGAAGUGACAGAAGUCAGUUACUGUAAGUUUAGUUUAAUAAUGUUUGUACCUCAGACACUGCUCCCCCAUGAAACCUGGUGCUGCAGUUUAUUUGACAAAUUCUCAGACAAAUCAGCUCCACAACAGCAGCUGCUACAGAAAUUAAAACCUUUGUGAUUUUAAUAGUUUACUUUGUGUGCACAGAAAAAAACCCUCUGCUCUCAUGAAGCACUGACAAGUUUUGUCGUAUACAAUU